AUGAGUUUAAAGCCGUUCAUUACAGGACAUGAGGAAUUGAUUCAUGAUAUCAAGUAUGAUUUUUAUGGAAAGCAUAUAGCAACUGUUUCUUCUGAUCAACAUAUUAAGGUUUUUGACUUGGAUUCAGCAACAUCGUCCUGGAUAUUGAACGAUCUGUGGAAAGCACAUGAUUCACUGAUUGGAAAAGUGUCCUGGGCACAUCCAGAAUUUUCAAGUUCCAAAAUAUUAGCUUCCUGUUCUUAUGAUCGAACUGUUAAAAUAUGGCAAGAACAGCCUGAUGAAAUGCCAGGUUCAGGAAGAAGAUGGACGAGAUUGGCAACAUUGGCACAAGAAUCAUAUGGUCCAAUUUAUGAUGUUUGUUUUGCCCCUAACCACUUGGGAUUCAAAUUAGGUUGUGUUGGGUCGGAUGGAAUAUUUCGAAUUUAUGAAUCGGUUGAACCUAAUGAUUUGACAAGUUGGGUUUUAACGACUGAGAUUGCUAUCCUUACACUGCUGUUACCUGCAAAAAGUUUACAAAGUAGUUUUGGUAUCGAGUGGUGUCCUUCCAAAUUCACCAAAACUGAAAAGUUUAUAGUGGUUGCGUUAGAUCAAGGUUUUGUCUAUGGUAGUGUACCUAAAGAAACCACUGAAGAUGAAACUUCGGGCGAAAAGUAUAUGAAAAUCUGUAACCUUCCAGAACAUAAUGGACUAAUAAGAUCAGUUAGUUGGGCACCAUCAAUGGGAAGAAACUAUCAUUUGAUUGCUACUGGGUGUAAGGAUGGUUUUGUAAGAAUUUUCAAGGCUUCGGAACAACCAAAUGGUGAUCUACGUAUAGAGACUUUGGCAAAGCUAAAUGACCAUAAGCUGGAGGUAUGGAGAGUUAGUUGGAAUAUGACUGGAACUAUACUUUCAUCUGCUGGUGAUGACGGUAAACUACGUUUAUGGAAGUGUAACUACUUAAACGAAUGGAAGUGUAUGAGUGUUAUCAACACUAGUAAUAGAUCGGAUAGUCGUGGUAUUGAAACUGAAAAAUCUAUAUAG
Messenger RNA from Candida tropicalis MYA-3404, 1020 nucleotides. RefSeq names its product Seh1p (gene SEH1). NCBI's taxonomy places the organism in Eukaryota, Fungi, Ascomycota, Pichiomycetes, Serinales, Debaryomycetaceae. The transcript has a single exon. Gene Ontology annotation, biological process: positive regulation of TORC1 signaling; cellular response to amino acid starvation. Gene Ontology annotation, molecular function: structural molecule activity; protein binding. Gene Ontology annotation, cellular component: nuclear pore outer ring; Seh1-associated complex. The coding region runs from base 1 to 1020 and encodes 339 amino acids. The record is from RefSeq and is a predicted model, not a curated record.